Rhizoctonia solani is the source of this 1674-nucleotide messenger RNA. RefSeq names its product patatin-like phospholipase protein. Gene Ontology annotation, cellular component: membrane. Gene Ontology annotation, biological process: arachidonate metabolic process. The transcript has 8 exons. Bases 1 to 1674 code for a protein of 557 amino acids. The record is from RefSeq and is a predicted model, not a curated record. Lineage: Eukaryota; Fungi; Basidiomycota; Agaricomycetes; Cantharellales; Ceratobasidiaceae.
AUGUCUAUAAGCUCCAAUGGCACAUGGAUCUACGUGGACGAUAGGGGGCAGUCACGGGAGCCCGAAAGUGGAUUGGGGGCUACCACUACUCGUCGUCCGAUGGGUAUCGCCGUAUCUCCUAAGGAAUUGGACCAACAGCAAGCGAUUCUCGAUUACUACAAUAAUAAGAAGAAACUCGAGCGUCUCAACGAGGCCCAGGGUAGCUCGAGUCAACCAUCAGGUAUUACGCAGUCACGCCUCCUCCGGCAUUUACGAAGUACUCCCGAGUUUUCGAAACACAGUGCUCAUCACAGAGAUCUCACUGUCAGCUCGACUGGCGCAACUGUAGGACCGUGUCCCCCUGAAACCCAGGCCCAGGCCCCUGCACCGCCUCCUGUGGCCUCGCGUCGGCGCAAGAAUACGUCUAUUCCACCUCCUGUACCAAAUCCGUUAUGGGUGCCCUUUCGAACCGCCACAGAACCUCCGCCUCUACCCUCGCACCCGAGCCGAGGUUUGCUGAAUGUCAACACAAUUGUGGAACCCAGUCCUUCUAUGCUCAGCCCCCUUCUACCUCCAUAUUCUGCUCCAGUGUCCUCUUCUCCCACCAUUCUUCCUCUUUCCUCGCUUCCGGUAGGAUAUGAUUUUGCGUUGGCUCAAUUCCGCCCAGAAGCAAACAGGCUUCGUCCACUUCGAUUGUUAUCACUAGAUGGCGGUGGAGUUCGAGGUAUUAGCAGCUUGAAGAUAUUGAAGGAUAUAAUGGACCGUAUUAAACCGGGAGCCCUACCUUGUGAUUAUUUCGAUUUGAUUGCCGGAACAAGUACUGGAGGCUUGAUUGCGAUCAUGCUGGGACGUCUUCGCAUGUCAGUUGACGAAUGCAUUCUGUAUUAUCAUCGUCUCGCCAAGCAAAUUUUCAAGAGGAAUCCGGCGGCACAAGCUGGGAGUCUGGCAUUCGUGGAGCAUAGGUUUUCUCCCGACAAUCUUGAAGAAGCCAUUAAGCAAGUCGUAGCCAGGUUGAGCCCAUCGAAUACCAAGAUGGCUGAUCAUCAUCAGAACUGUGCUCGAACGUUUGUAGUGGCCGUAAGAAAGCAUAACGUAAAUAACCACGCAGCUCGCCGAAUCCGUACCUAUGCCACGCAGCAUCGGCCAGCUGAUACGUGUGAGAUAUGGGAGGCUGGCAGAGCAACCUCUGCAGCACCAUCAUACUUUCCUCCUAUCAAACUCAAGGAUGAAUACGGCCAGCUCCGGUCCUACAUUGACGGCGGGCUUGGAUACAAUAAUCCAAGUAAAGAAUUACUCAAUGAAGCGCGAGAUGUAUUUGGUCCUGACCACGCAAUCGGUUGCUUCUUGAGCAUUGGAACUGGUGUAGACCGAAAUACCGGGUUUCAAGAUGUCCGGAGAUUCAAUUCUGCGUACGAUGCAUUCAAAGCCAUUGCUCUGAACUCGGAGCAAGCUCAUCGUGAGCUAAACGAGUACUUCUCCAGGACGCCAGGAGUUUAUUAUAGAUUCAACGCUGGAGCGCGUUUAGUUGGACCGAACGGAGACGAAGAUUUCGCGAAACAGGUGGCUCUUGAAGACUGGCAUAAGAUGGACCAAAUUGAAAACCUAACGUCUCAGUACUUGAGAGAAGAAGGGUCCAUUAGAGGUUUGAAGAAAUGCGCAGAGCGAUUGAAUCGAAUCGCUCGUGAACAUCGAUAA